GACAAAAUCAGAUCUGAAUUUUUCAUCUGCUAAAUCAAUCCAUUCAAAACAGAACAUAAAACCUCAAACACGGCGUCGUCUCUACGUACUAACUCAGAAACCAUCAGAUCCAAUAAUGUAUUCCAAAAUUUUACUCUUAGUGAUUCCUGUUUCUAUUCAUUUUUCAAUUUUCUUUAGCUAAGAAGAGGAACUUUCUGAAUGGAUUCCGAUGAGCUUCGGGCGAUUUUGUCGAGAUCGCGAGUGGGGAUUUGGGCGCUGAUUGACACGGCGAUCAAAGUGGCCAUUUCUGACUACGCCGAAGAUUUGAAGCAUCGCAGAGAUAAAAUCGUUGAGUCGCUCUAUUCUUCCCCUUCCAGUAAUCAGCUCUGCCAAAACUGCAAUAGCAGUAUCAACGACGAGGUUCAAGAUCACUAUUAUUCUCAUAAUAACAAUAGCGAUAAUAACAACGAUUAUGCUAACGGUAACAAAAAAAAUAGCAUUUUUAGUAAUGAUAUUACAAACGAGGAAUUUAGUAAGAGCCCGUUGACUCCUGAGUCAAAUAAUCGGAAUUCUACUGGAGGAGAGGAGGAAGAAGAAGAUUUGGAUCCGUACGGGGGGCUAUUUGACGAUGAGCAGACUAAAAUUCUCAGAUUCAAAGAGCAGCUUGAAGACCCUAACCAGAGUGAAGAAUAUGUUGUGGAAUUGCUGCAAAAUCUGGCAGAUAUGGAUAUUACUUUCCAAGCGCUGAAGGAAACUGAUAUAGGAAGGUAUGUCAAUGGAUUGCGGAAGUAUCCUUCAAAUGAAGUGCGCAGAUUGGUGAAGGAGCUUGUCAGGAAAUGGAAGGAAACUGUGGAUGAGUGGGUGAAGGAGAACAAUCCGGAAGCAUCUUCAAACCUGAUUGCUGAUGGGGACUCACCUCAGCAGAACAUGUCCAAAAAUCAACACAAUGGCCAUCACCAGGUGCCGGAUUUCGGUUACUCUCCAAAUCCACGGAGCGAAUGUAUGAAUCAGAUUCUGAAAUUUGCAGUUGAUGGGAAGUCUGGAUCAGAAAGGAACAGUUUGGAAUACGAACCAAAGUCUAAACCAUCUCAAUCUGUCUCUUGGAGGGAAACUCCAUCGAGACCACCGCAAUCAGUUCCUAAAUCUGCUUCUGCUACUCCUAAUGUACUGACUUCUGAAAUCAACUUUUUACACAUAUAAAUGCAAUGCCAUUGAUUUUGUGUGUGUAAAAGUUAGUUUGGUAAAGCAUAAAAGUUACUUAAAGUAGCUUUUUUUGCUUAGUCUUUCUAGGAGUGAUAUAUUUUUGGAUUUUUUUAGUUGAAGAAUAUAGUUUUUAACUUUCCAAAAAGAGUAAACUUUUUUCAAGGGCUCUGGCGAUUUUGACAUUGAAUAUUGAGGAACAUUGGUGGAAUCAGCGGCAUUGAUCUUAUUGUGUCAUUGUUUAGUCGGCACAUGUUCUUAGCUUUAUGACCAAGAAGGCAAAAUUCUUUGUGUGCACCACUUUUUUUAUUUUU
Messenger RNA from Olea europaea var. sylvestris, 1493 nucleotides. RefSeq names its product probable mediator of RNA polymerase II transcription subunit 26c. Lineage: Eukaryota; Viridiplantae; Streptophyta; Magnoliopsida; Lamiales; Oleaceae. The coding region runs from base 199 to 1179 and encodes 326 amino acids. Gene Ontology annotation, cellular component: nucleus. The record is from RefSeq and is a predicted model, not a curated record. The transcript is spliced from 7 exons.